Staurois parvus is the source of this 342-nucleotide messenger RNA. The record is from the annotation of a GenBank genome assembly. NCBI's taxonomy places the organism in Eukaryota, Metazoa, Chordata, Amphibia, Anura, Ranidae.
AAUAAAUGAAUCCAUGAAAUUUCCUUGCUACUAAAUAUUCCACGGUCAACUGCUAGUGGUAUUUUAACAAAGUGGAAGCAACUGGGAACAACAGUAACUCAGCCACGAAGUGGUAGGCCACGUAAAAUGACAGAGCGGGGUCAGCGCAUGCUGAAGUGCACAGCGCACAGAAGUCACCAACUGUCUGCAGAGUCAAGAGCUGAAGACCUCCAAACUUGGUGUGUCCUUCAGAGAGCUUCAUGGAAUGGGUUUCCAUGGCCAAGCAGCUGCAUCCAAGCCUUACAUCACCAAGUGCAAUGCAAAGCAUCACUCCACUGCUCUAGAGCCACCACUGGACUCUAG